This is a messenger RNA of Schistocerca serialis cubense, 498 nucleotides long. RefSeq names its product piggyBac transposable element-derived protein 4-like. The transcript has a single exon. The record is from RefSeq and is a predicted model, not a curated record. NCBI's taxonomy places the organism in Eukaryota, Metazoa, Arthropoda, Insecta, Orthoptera, Acrididae. The coding region runs from base 1 to 498 and encodes 165 amino acids.
AUGUCACGAGACAGAAUUUUUGCCAUAUUCAGGAUGCUGCAUGUGAAAAAUAAUGCGCUGUGGAUACCUCAACAAGAAUCAGGCCAUGACCCUCUGCAUAAAAUAAGACCUGUAUGGGACUUUUUCGCAGAAAGAUGCAGAAAAGUCUUUUAUCCAUCACAAAAUCUGUCUGUGGAUGAAGCUAUAUGUCUUUUUCAAGGAAGAAUUGGAUUCCGUGUUUACAUGAAAGACAAACCAGAUAAAUAUGGGAUAAAACUGUAUGUUUUAAGUGAUGCUCAAAUAUGUUACAUGUGCAGUGUUGAAGUUUAUAAUGGAGGAAAAGGAAAUGUUGACAAUUCUAUCAAAUCCCUGCUACUGCGGCUAUGUUCCUCUAACUUGGGGAAAAAGGACUUGUAUACAUGGACAGAUUUUAUACAAGUCUUGCAGCCCUUGAAAACUAUGGGAAAGAAAGACAUUGGGAGUUGGAACAGUGAUGAAGAACAGUAUAGGUUUGCCUAG